This is a messenger RNA of Fulvia fulva, 393 nucleotides long. RefSeq lists its product as uncharacterized. The record is from RefSeq and is a predicted model, not a curated record. Bases 1 to 393 code for a protein of 130 amino acids. The transcript has 2 exons. NCBI's taxonomy places the organism in Eukaryota, Fungi, Ascomycota, Dothideomycetes, Mycosphaerellales, Mycosphaerellaceae.
AUGGGCGAUGGAUUCCUGGAACCUGAUACGGCCCCUGAGCAACGAUCCGUAUGGAAAGAUAUUAAUCGUAAGGUGCUGAAACGAACAACACUGGCGCUGUUCAAGAAACAGCACGUUGUCGGCCGCCAGACUUACGCUAUGCCAUUCCAACGCAUGUAUGAUCCGUCAUAUUCGCUUCCCCUUAAUGUUGAAAUGGGUUUGGCCGGUGACUUCGCCUUCAUCGCUGCAUGCGAACCGCAGGUUGCAUUUGUAACCGCUGCGGCUAUAGAGCAGACGGAAGAUGAGCCUUCUCUUCUAGUGAAGCUUGCCGCGAACGAAGGCAUUGCCGUCAUCGUGAGGGAGAAAUCUAAUCAGCUGUUUGAAGUACUAAGGCAACAUGCUAAAAGGGGCUGA